Myotis davidii is the source of this 2204-nucleotide messenger RNA. Its product is annotated as translation initiation factor IF-2-like. The transcript is spliced from 2 exons. Lineage: Eukaryota; Metazoa; Chordata; Mammalia; Chiroptera; Vespertilionidae. The coding region runs from base 153 to 1127 and encodes 324 amino acids. The record is from RefSeq and is a predicted model, not a curated record.
GGCCGGUGCAGAUGGCGGCCCGGACCCCCGGGGGAGCGCAGAACUCUCCCCGGCCAAGGGGAGCGCCCACCCUCUCAUGUGCAAUGGCCUCGAACUGUGAGCCUGCAGAGGUUUCUCCCACAGGGCUCGGUCCUCCUGACCCAAGUCUUUAAAUGUCUUCGGAAGUAUCUGUCUUUCCUCGUCUACGUGUGUGUGACCCCAAACUGCCUGCAUCAGAGGCGCCCUGGGGGGUGGCUCACUGUCCAGUGCUGACCCCCGGGCCUGGCUGGGAAGUGGGUGAAGGGCGGGAAGUGCACAGGCCCCUGGAGGCUAGGAGGCUGGUGCCCCCCCAUUCUCCUCCAACCCCCUGGUUUCCAGAACACUCCUUUCCUCCCUUGGGGAGGAGCUGGCAAGGGAAGAAGCGUGGCCCACCCGAGCCCAGGUGGCCUGCCGUGAGCUUGCCCACAGCCCAGGGGGCGAGGAGUGGGCACGGCCGCCGUGACUGGGGAAGACUUGGCCGACGCUAUGACGUCGGGCAGCUACCAGCGGUGGGGCAGGGAGGCUGGAAUACAGUGUGGGAACCUGCUCCACACACUACACUCUCUGCCUCCUCCUGCCUCCCCAGACCAGGGUCCGAGGGGCAGGCGGGAUCCACGGGUCCUCUUCUCCCCCUUCGGCCUCAGCCCCUCCUGCUGGCUGGGCCAGGGGGCCCCCAGAAGGCUCUGAGGCCCCACAGACACUGCUCAAUGGCCCAGACUCAGAGCUCCACUGGCCCCAGCCUGCCAGCAAGCGCCUCCCCACCCAUCGUUGUACCUGGGCCCUUUAUUUCCUAUUCCCUUAUGGGCCAUACGGGGUCCCUUUGUGCCCCCGCCAGAGAGAGCCGGUGCCCGACCCCCCACCCCUGCUGGCAGCGGGGCAUAGACCACCCCAGGGCUCACCCUGGCUCCCUGGUUUGGGGCCACGUUCGUGCCCUUUCUUUUCUCCAUCACUCGGUGCUGCUGCGACCCAUGGGGCCGGCCGGACCCUCCCAGGGGGGCUUUUGGGGAGCAGGUGGCCAGCCUGAACCAGUGCACAGGCAUCUGUUAGAGGGUGCGAGAGGCCUCGACAUCGGAGAGCACGGUGGUCUCCGACACGCCUGCGCCAUCUGAGAAACCAACCGAGCAGCUCACGGAGCCUGUUCCCUACAGCCAGGCUGACCCCACAGCAUCCUGGGCUGGCCACGUCCUCCCGUCUGUAAUGGAAGGUCUGGCUCUUCCGUGCGGUUCUGCCUCCUCAGGCUCAGCCCCCCUCCCUGCGUUUCCAGCAGUUCCCUUCCCUCCUCGCCUGUAAGCUCAACCCUUCAUGGUGGCCGGGGGGCACAGGGCAGGGCGGUGGCUCAUAAAGACAUCGUCCGGCUUUUAUUAUUCUCCUUAUUUAACUGCCGAGGGUCUGUCUGAAGUCGGGGCAAUGCCAAGCUGUGUGGCUACCUGGGAGCAGGCUCAGCCAGGAGCACCUGGGCUGUCCUCAGGGUGAGCGGGGGCGCACCUCCGCGGACGGCCGGGCGGAGGGGAUGGCGCCCUCGGAAAGGUCUGGAGCCCCCGUCGAAGGAGCAGGGCGCGGUGUUCAGAGACGUGCGCCUGUGUCCUUUCUCAGUGACUGUGGUGAGGGCUGGGCGCUCACCCGGGAAGGAAGCCCGACUCCCCUGGAGAGCGGGCCCCGGGCUGAUGACGGCGUCGCAAGCACCGCUGAGGGUGCGUGGGCAGUCGUUGCCCAGCUGUGCCGUGCAGCCUACCCGGUCUGUCCGGAGGCCUCACCUCCGCCACAGCCACGCUCCGACCUGUGGCGUGGACUCCGUUAUUCUUGUCCCCUCCAGGCCCCGCUAGACAGCACCCGUGGCGUUACAUAACACGCCUUAAGUGGCUGUGUUUUGCAAUCUUGGGUGCAGGUUUCUCUCUCUCUCUCUCUCUCUGUCUCUCUCUCUCCCAAAUCAAAACGACAAGUCCAGAGGCUGACGGACUGGAGCCUUAUGGCCCUGGCAGGGACGGGGCGGCCCUGGGGGGAGGCCGGCCUGGGGCCAGGGCUUUCGGGGGAGCCCCGUCCCUUUCCAAAGACGUCAAGCCCCACGUCUGCCUGUGGGGCCUGAGUUUCGCCUCCUGUCAGGGCCAGAUCCCAGAAGACUAUUUCCUGUUUUGGAAGAUGGUUGUAAUUUAAAUGAUUGUUUUAAUAAAAAUUCUAAGCUGACACAA